GUCUUAACAACACUAAUAAGGAUCUUGCGUUGUCUCUCAGGCGGCUCGCAUGCUGCAUGAGCCCCGAACCACCACCCGAACCUGCUCAUCGAGUUGCGUGUCCAACCUUGGAAGGACGGCGUCAACAAGGCCAACAACCCAGUCAUCCACGCGGAGCCGGUCACCAAACGACACUGUUCCUGCGCAUACACAAGACGCCGACCGCACUGUGACGACUUCUACCCACGCAUCUACCAUGCAUGAUGCCGACGAACAAGACCCCGCCUGUAGUAGCGCGCCAUGUGUCUCGACGACUCCCGAGAGGAUCACCCUUGCAGCGUCAGAACAAGAGGGUCCGCCGGACGGGACUGCAGAAGUCGUGCCUUGCGCACUUGAAAGUCUGCCCGUUGAGAUUCAGACUCGCAUCCUGGCCGGGUCGUCUCUGGACUCGCUCCAUGCCAUCAUCAGAAGCUCACCACGGUUUUACUACGUCUACUCCGAGAACCGCCUUCCCAUACUCAGGAAGGUCUUGAAUCGUGCUGUUGAUGAUUUUUUUCCGGAAGCUCGCGCUGCCUGUGCGUUGGGUGGUUUUUUUGAGGCUACAGAUAAUAUGGCUGCAGAUGCGGCUGAGGCCUGGAAGCACUUCAGCCGUGGAUGUCUUGGAAAUCCCAUUCCCCCUCCACCUCCCAUCGACGACCUAUCUCUUGAGAUAAUACAGCAGAUGGCCCGCUUCCACCUUCGCGUGGUGGAGCCUUUGACUGAGCAUUACUCUCGCUGGGCCCUCGGCGCACUAUCGUCCUCUCCGCAGGCUGCUCCAUUGACAAGGACCGAGAAGUCCCGUAUCCAACGCGCCUUGUAUCGAUUGCAGGUGCUUUCCAAGCAAAACCUGGAAGCAUGGGACCCACCAGAUGUAUUGGAUUACCUCGACUCAUUUGGCCCCUGGGCAACUGAGCAGAUAAUUUGUGUGCACGAGUUCGCCAAGGAAAGAUUAUCGAGCGCUUUCAUUGAGUGCGCGUGGGAGCUAAAUGGAGACGAGAACCCUAAUAGUAGAUACCGCCACGCUAUGCUCGAUAUCAAGCAGGGGUGCUUACCUCUCUAUCGUAACGAGCGUCUCAAUGUUUGCACCCUCCUCGACCUCCUUACCGCAGGGUUGUCAGUCUUGCAGAAAAUAUUCCAGGCUCAGGGUUUCAACAAGCUUUGUGACGUACUCAUACAGAACGUGCGCCGUCAUGGCGGAGAUACGCGCAUGCUCCCAGGGUUCGAAUCCACGUGGAUCGAUGAAUCUGUCGACGAAGACCAACAAUUCGAAAGAGACCUCAUAGAAGACUGGUUCUGCGAACAUAACGACCUGCAGAACACUCAACAAGAAAUGCUAUUUGAGCAUGACGACUUGUUGUCGCCUCCCCUGGCGUGGGUAGCUUUCUGGAACGGCCGGUAUAGCAACCUGAUUGGCGCUUAUAUCCCCAAAGCGCUGCAACGCUGGGGAUAUGUUAUGUGGGACGCCACGCGGCUGAAGGAGUCAGGAGCGAUGGAGUAUAUCGAGUUGGAGUGGCAAUGCAAAUACGGUGUUCGAGGUUCACUUGAGGAAAAGGAUCCGAGAGACUAUUAUAUCACGGCAUACCAGCAACGAUUGGGAAAUAAUGGUUAG
Messenger RNA from Diaporthe batatas, 1627 nucleotides. RefSeq lists its product as uncharacterized. Bases 50 to 1627 code for a protein of 525 amino acids. The record is from RefSeq and is a predicted model, not a curated record. The transcript is spliced from 3 exons. NCBI's taxonomy places the organism in Eukaryota, Fungi, Ascomycota, Sordariomycetes, Diaporthales, Diaporthaceae.